Coregonus sp. 'balchen' is the source of this 27282-nucleotide messenger RNA. Lineage: Eukaryota; Metazoa; Chordata; Actinopteri; Salmoniformes; Salmonidae. The record is from the annotation of a GenBank genome assembly.
AUGAAGGAGCCAGAAGAUGCCUACAUCAUCAAGAGCAACCCAAUCAAGCUGCUGUGUCGGGCUGUGCCUGCCCUUCAGAUCUUCUUCAAGUGUAAUGGAGAAUGGGUGCACCAGAAUGAACAUGUGUCCCGGGAGUACAUGGAUCAGAACACUGGUAAGAAGUCAGAGAUCCUAUAAUCCAAGGGUAUUCAAAUCCUACCCUGGAGGACUGGAGUACUGCUGGUUUUCUGUUCUUACCUGAUAAUUCAUUGCAACCAUCUUGUGUCCCAGGCCUAAAUCAGUCCCUGAUUGAGGGGAAGAAUGAAAAAAAGCAGUGGAACUGGCUUCGAGGUCCGCAGUUGAAUUUGAGGGCUAUAAUCCCAUAGUUUUCCUAUUUUCUAUAGUUCUAUGUGAUAUUUUACUCUGUAAGAAGCAUCAUCACUAUCAUCUCCCAGUCUAACUACUGCAUAGUGAGAGGGGAUCUGGAUUCACUGUGACCAUGUGUGGGAUCAUGGGCUUGCAAUCAACACUGCAUAUUUGUUUUGGGAAAUUAUGACAUUAUGUGAAUAUGAUAAUCUUCGACUUGAUACAGUACUGUACAUGUAGCAUACAUAUUGUUACUACAGAUACUUUUCAGUCUAUAGGCAGUUGUCUUUUUUUUUAUGUUUCCAAAGACAGUUAAAGUUAAGCAACAAUUAGGCCACCAGAGAUCAGAAAACAUUUAAUAGAUUAUUUUUUUUUUACUACAUAUUCUAUCCGUCACCCGAAACCUGCAAAAAACACUCCAACUUGCCCUCAUAACGUCAACAAGUAAUUUGUGAAGUUGUGUUGAAGUUAUCACGUUGCGUGAUAUAAAGGAGAUGGUAUGUUCAGCCCAAUUAAGCCCCAUCAGGCUGGUGUCAGAGAGGGACGUGCAGAACAGACUAGGUUUGGGUCACAAAUGGCACCCUAUUUCCUAUAUAGUGCACUACUUUUGACCUGGGCCCACAGUGCACUAUGUAGGGAAUACGGUACAAUUUUGGAUGCAGCCUAUAGAGCAGGUUGUGUUGAUUAGAAGCCUUCACUUUAGUUCUGUUUCCUGAAGGGCUUUCUGGGAGAACACAACUGAUGUGACACCUCGUCUGGAAUGUGCUCUGAUUAGUGGCUUCUCAAAAGGGGAAGGAGUCUUUCUGGUAUUCAUGAAGGUCCCUCUGCAGAAAAGCCUGUUUAAUUGCUUCUGGGAGUUCAGUUAUUGUGCGAUUGCUGUUCUGUGAAAUUGCUGUGUGACUGAUAAUGGGGGGAAAUAAAAGUCAGAACUUUGAUUAUUUUUGCUCUGUGUGAGUCAGGCAGUACAUGGGAAAAGUAUUAGGGAAAAGUUCACUGUUUGGGUUUUAUUAACAAACUUGCUUUAUGCUACAUCCAAUGGUUAGCAAGAGGCAACCUAAUUUAUUUAUUUCAGAGAUCAGAAUGGAGCAUUAUCUAACAACAACAAAAAGUGAAGUGCCUGAUGUUCUUUUUUAAGUGGAAGGAGCCAAAAAUCUGAUGCUGAAUGCUGAAUUAUUGUCAUCAAAUUAAAUUAUUUAUUUCUAAAAUGGAUUCCAUGAGCUCCAAACCAAGCACUGUAUUUUUAUAAUUGUAUGCAAAUUACCAAAAUAAAGGGAAUAUCACCCAUUGCACUGGGAUUGGCGGUGAAAGGUUGUUGUUAUGAGAGGUUAAACUACCUGUACAUGUAGAGAGGGUCUGUCAACCUAUUGACCAAUCAAUGUCUGUUAACUCCACAAUAAAGUUCCUAGCUAAACCCAUGGGGUAAUUCUUUGUCAUGUUAACGGUACCAUAAUGGCUCAUAUUGCUUAUUUCAUAAGGUUAUAAACUUGAUAUUAUCCUUUCAAUUUCAUAGAGCCAAUGUGUUGUUUUCCUACUGUAAAGGAAGUAUGGUCUUUGUAAACCCUGAGUAGAUCAGGUCUGAUGUAGGAUUUGAAAGCAUUUUUGUAUUCAUUAACUCGGUUCAUACUUGUUCAGCUCAUCUGCAUUCUCACGUGAAUAACCGUCUGCUCGUUGAGCUCCCUCCAGACGGAGCACCGCCUCCCCACAUGGUACACCUAACACAUUAUCUUCACAAUUUCACAGAUUCUGAUUCAAGAACGCCCAGUGUAAAAAAUAAAUAAAAAAGUUAUUCCUUUUUACCUCGCUCUGCCUUUAAGCUAUAUUCGGGGAACGGUUUUUUACCUUUUUUACCUUCUCCUGCACUUAACCGCCUGCAGUGUUGCCUUGCCUAGGCUAUAAAACCAAUGGGUUCUGCAUCAGAAGGAGGCCCGGGUGGAUUUGCAAUUAAAAGAGCCUGGCUGAGAUUGUCCUGUCCUCAUCUCACGCCCAGCCUGCUGCAUAGCCAGCUAGGUGUAUAUCAGCACUAAACUCAUAACCACCACUGAUAACAACAUGCUCAACACUGCUUUGUCCUGCUCUGGUAAUGGACAGCCAAAUUGUGUAUUGGAUUAGGCCAAGCUAAUCAAAGCAGCAGAUCUAUGAAGAAUGGGAUGUUAUUGAUUAGGACAUGGGCCUUCAAUGCCACCGAGAGCACCGUGAUGAUAACAUCUCUUAUUUACCAAACAGGCUGAUGAAUCACAGCCACAGAUAAGAGGCGCUACAAUGCCCUUGAGUUAACCAGACUGAGGCACAGGGAGGAGAGCGGAGAGGAGAGGAGGGGAGAAGAGAGGACAGGGGAGGGGAGAGGAGAAACUCAGAGUUGGUCACAGACUAAAGACAGUCAGCGAGUUGAAGUAGUAAGCUGAGAAUGUUCUGUCACUAAGUGCUGCUCAUGGGACUUUUCCUUUCCAUUAACCUUCCUACCUCUAAGGAAAAUCAACUUAUCUGACACAAUUUGUCCAUGUUUAAAUGUCUAUGGUAAUAUCAGCAGGCUAGGUAUUUCUCAAAGCAGUGAGAAUUCAGUUCAGACCGCACUGUUGUUUUAAACCAUGGUAUGGAGUGUGUUGACUAGAGAUAACCACAGACAGCUGUGCUGAGGCCUCUGGAAUGAGGCAGGGUGUUGUCAACCUGUCAGUAAUUGAUUUUUUGAUAGGGUCAACAUGCCUAUACAUAAUUGAACAGCGGAGAGAUUACUGGGAAAAGCAAUGUCACAGUGGCCUCCGAUUUACAUUGAGCGCUGCAAGCGAUAAUGUGUUCUUAUAGGUUUAAAAUUGAUAAAUGAUUGGAUUGGGAUGCUCUCUCCAUAUUUACCUGAGCCAUUUGCUUAAUUCCCUAUAUUAAUUCCCUAUUCUUGUCAAUGGCUUACCACUAAGAGUGGAGAGCAUUGUCAUCUUGAAGACCUUACUGCCUCAAUGAAUUGGGGGAAUACGCACCAGGUUCUGUGUCAGGGAAAUAUUGGUCCCCUGGGUGUUUGUUUGGUGGAAACUGGUCCACUCCCUCCCAUAUGUCUGAGACUAGCGAAUCAUCACUUGGCUCACAGGGUUUCCCGUCCCAAAUGGCACCCUAUUUAGUGCACUACUUUUGACCAGGAGCAAUAGGGCUCUGCAAAAGUAGUGCACUAUAUAGGUAAUAGGGUGCCAUUUGGGACUACUGGAGGAAGGAGGGAUCUACAAGGAGGACAUAUCCUCAAUACUGAUUAGUUAAAGCAGCCUGUGUAGCUAUGUGUAGGGAAUCAUAAUACAUGUGUUCCAAGGAGAAACUAUUCAUCAUGGUUUGUUCUGAGAUACAGUGCCUUCAGAAAGUAUUCAUACCCCUUGACUUUUUCCACAUUUUGUUGUUGCAGCCUGAAUUUAAAAUUGAUUAAAUUGAGAUGUCACUGGCCUACACAAUACCCCAUAAGUGGAAUUAUUUUGACAAAUGAAUUACAAAUGAAAAGCUGAAAUGUCUUCAGUCAAUAAGUGUUAAACCCCUUUGUUAUGGAAAGCCUAAAUAAGUUCAGGAGUGAAAAUGUGCUUAACAAGUCACAUAAUAAGUUGCUUGGACUCACUCUGUGUGCAAUACUAGUGUUUAACAUUAUUUUUGAAUGACUACAUAAUCUCUGUACUCCGCACAUACAAUUAUCUGUAAGGUCUCUCAGUCGAGCAGGGAAUUUCAAACAAAGAUUCAACUACAAAUACCAGGGAGGUUUUCCAAUGCCUCGCAAAGAAGGGCACCUAUUGGUAGAUGGGUAAAAACAAAAAAGCAGACAUUGAAUAUCCCUUUGAGCAUGGUGAAGUUAUUACUUACACUUUGGAUGGUGUAUCAAUACACCCAGUCACUACAAAGAUACAGGCGUCCUUCCUAGCUAAGUUGCUGGAAAGGAAGAACAUCGCUCCUGGAUUUCACCAUGAGGCCAAUGGUGACUUUAAAACAGUUAGAGUUUAAUGGCUGUGAUAGGAGAAAAGUGAGGAUGGCUCUCCACAAUACUAACCAAAAUGACAGAGGGAAAAUAAGGAAGCCUGUACAGAAUAAAAAUAUUUCAAAACAUGCAUCCUGUUUGCAAUAAUUUACUGGAGUAAAACUGCAAACAUUUGGAAAAUAAAUUAACGUUGUGUCCUGAAUACAAAGCGUUAUGUUUGGGGCAAAUCCAAUACAUCACUGACUACCACUCUUCAUAUUUUCAAGCAUGGUGGUGGCUGCAUCAUGUUAUAGGUAUGCUUGUCAUCGGAAUAGAGCUAAGCACAGGCAAAAUCCUAGAGGAAAACCUGGUUCAUUUUGCUUUCUUACAGACACUGGGAGAUGAAUUCACCUUUCAGCAGGAAAAUAACCUAAAACACAAGGACAAAUCUACACUGGGGUUGCUUACCAAGAUGACAUUGAAUGUUCCGGAGUGGCCUAGUUAAAUUUGACUUAAAUCUACUUAAAUCUAUGGCAAGACUUAAAUGGCUGUCUAGCAAUGAUCAACAACCAACUUGACAGAGCUUGAAGAAUUUUACAAUCCAGGUGUGCAAAGCUCUUAGAGACUUACCCAGAAAGACAUAUAGCUGUAAUCGAUGUAAAAGGUGAUUCAUACAUGUAUUGACUCAGGGGUGUGAAUACUUGUGUAAAUGAGAUAUUUCUGUAUUUCAUUUUCAAUAAAUUUGUCAUUAUGGGGUAUUGUGUGUAGAUGGGUGAAAAAAAAGUAUAGAUUUAAUCACAUUUUAAUUCAGUCUGUAAUACAACAAUUUGGAAUAUGUCAAGGGGUAUGAAUACUUUCUGAAGGCACUAUGUAUUUAUGAUGUUAUGGAUGGACUGCUUCUUUGUAUUUGAAUUUAUUAAGGAUCCCCGUUAGCAGUUGCCAAGGCAGCAGCUACUCUUCCUGGGGUCCAGCAACAUUAAGGCAUACAAUUUAAAAUAUUACAUGACAUUACAUUUCAUAACACUUUUCACAACAUAUUAAGUGUGUUCCCUCAGGCCACUACUCUACAACCACAUAUCUACAAUACAAAAUCCAUGUGUGUGUAGAGUGCGUUUCUUAUGCGUGUGUCUGUGCCUGUGUGUGUGUGUGUGUGUGUCUCUUAACAGUCCCCGCUGUUCCUUAAGAUGUAUUUUUUAUCUGUUUUUAACUGAUUCUACUGCUUGCAUCAGUUAACAGCAUCAUGGAAUUCUAAUCCACAUCAGGUAAGAUCUAUGCUUCCCUCUACCAUCUUUUGUGUUUUUAAUUAAGCUGGAAUCCUCAGUUGCUACAUCUAAUUUUUGAUUUAUAAAUUAAUUAUACCUAUUUGAUUUUUGAAGAAUAUAGCUUAUUAACUGUCGUACCCCCAUCAAAACCCUAAAUAUAAGCUUGUUUUACUCCAGUGUUUGUGAACAAUGUAAAUGUAAACACAUUUUAUAGCCUCGAAACAUGGUUAAAACUAUAAUGUUGAUAUCACGUAUGGUAGAUCCUUGCAUUCAUAGCUCUGUCUAUUAAUUUGAUAGUAGUUACAUUUCUCCAUGCCCAUCCCUCAGCAUUUUACCAAAACAGAGGCAGGAUUUCUGCUUUGUUAUUGUUUAAAUUAAGGAUUCUAACUUUAACCUAGUUUAAAUCUCCUUCUUUCUCAGGGGUAAAUAGUCGAUAUGCUGAAGGGAAUCACACACAAAUGGGCACCAUAUAGACCCUUGUAUUGCAUUAGGAUUCAAUGCCCAAGGAUUAGAGAAAAAUCACUGACCUUUCUUGUUGAGUCUGUGCAUAGUGAAUGUUAUCGUUGGUGAGCAGUGAGCAGAGAAAGUUGUUGCUUUCUCCUACAUAGAUUGGAGGCACAUGGAGAGUGGCAGGUCCUGACCGGCCUGGGCACUAUGGGGGAAGAGAGGCCUGAGAAAAGCAGAUAAACAACCCCGGUGGUCUGACACACCUGCCAGGAAACCCGGCUGCAUCUAAUUCCCUGACCAUGUUACCUUCCCUCUGUCCUCGUUCACUUCCCUUCAUGGAUCUCACUGAGACAACUGGGUUGGUGUAAGCAAUAGCUCCCCUAGCACCUAGUUGUACGCCAUAUUAGUUUCACAUAAUAUCCAGUCCUAUCAGAUCAGUGAAGGAGUGUAAAUGAGGGCAGAUGGAAGGGAGCACAUUUCUGGAAUGAGACACAGGAGAGUCCAGGGGAACAACAGCUGCAUGUGACCAGCAAAAAGGCAACAUACAGGCAGCAAUCGGGAAGCAAACAUUCAGUGACACUAUGCUUCCCUCUCAGCUGGGGCCUAAGCCUCACCGCACACUCAACCCUCCUAUAUCAUGAGUGUUGCAAUGCUUUUGCCACUCUGUAAUGGCCACUAAAGUGAGAAUUUAUGUUAUCUUUGCCCCAGGGUUCCUUCGUGACACCGUUAAUGGGGUUGUUAACUGAAUGUGCCCAGACAAUACAAUACACCUCACACACAUACCGUACCUGUACAGCAUAGGCUCCUUAGAGGGGUUAAAUAAAUGUCUCUCUCGAGAUGAUUUUAUUUGGUCUUACCUCAGGUUUCAGCUAGUCCGGUGCCGGAGGGCUGUGUUGUAAAUGUCUACUUUUUUUAUCACCGAAAAAGGAGCUUUACAUUUUUUGUUUUGAUUACUAUUCUGUUUUGGCUUCCAUGUCAGGCAGGACUGGGUGUAUUGGGGUCUGUGUUAUACAGAGGGGUCUGAAAUUAUUGACACUCUUGAUAAAGAUGAGCAAAAAUGACUGUAUAAAAUAAAUUAAUCAAAUACUGAGAUAUAUUGUAAUUAAAAUACUGACCUAUCCACCACUUGUGUGCAUGGCCAAAGAGUAAUAUUUUCAUGUCAUCUGACCAAAGCACCGGUUCCAAUCCAAGUGCCAACGCAAACUUCAGGCGUUUGUUGGACGACUCGAAAAUAGAGCUCUUUACCACGCACACCAAUGAAACCCUUCUUCCAUCGCCAACAGACAACAGUAUGACAUUGCUUAUCACUUUCCUUAUCCACGCACAGAUGGAGACAAAAAAAACAUGCAAACUUCUCUUCCAAUAUUUCCUGUAUGAGUGGGUGCAGUUUUAGUUAUCGUUCCCCUAUUGCAGUACAAUGCCUUUUUUAUAGGUCUACUUGCUAAUUAUUUCUGCUUAUAAUGCCGUGGAUCCAAAAAAGCUAUUAGUGGUCUGUGUUUAUUUUUGCCAGACUUGAUUUCAUUUAAAUUGGAUAUUAUUUUGUUGUAAAGAGGUAUAGAAGAGCGUUGGCUAUGUCAGUGUAGUUGUUACACAGUGAUCAUUGGGCCUAAUGCCUGUGGCAGACAAAGGCCUCAUCUGGAAAUGCUGUAGCUGCCUCUCUCUGCAACGGGAAAUUAAAAUGGUGCAUUGUCAAGUAAAUAUGUCCCCAAAUGCAGGAAAACAUUCUGUAACAUACAGGAACUCGAGUCCUUCUGUUCACCCGACCUAGAAUAUCUCACAAUCAAAUGCAGACCGUAUUAUCUCCCAAGAUAAUUUUCUUCAGUUAUAGUCACGGCCGUGUAUAUCCCCCCUCAAGCCGAUACCACGACGGCCCUCAAAGAACUUCACUGGACCUUAUGCAAACUGGAAACCAUAUAUCCUGAGGCUGCAUUUAUUGUAGCCAGGGAUUUUAACAAAACAAAAUUGAGGACUAGGCUGCCGAAGUUCUAUCAACAUAUCGACUGUUGUACUCACGCUGCCAAGAUCCUCAACCAUUACUAUUCGAUCUUCCGGGAUGGUUAUAAGGCCCUACCCCACCCUCCUUUCGGCAAAUCUGACCACGACUCCAUUUUGCUUCUCCCUUCCUAUAGGCAGAAACUCAAACAGUAAGUACCAAUGCUAAGGACUAUUCAAUGCUGGUCUGACCAAUCGGAAUCCACACUGCAAGAUUGUUUUGAUCACGCGGACUGGGAUAUGUUCCGGGUAGCUUCCGAAAAUAAUUUAGAAGAAUACACUGAAACGUUGACUGAGUUUAUCAGGAAGUGUAUAGGUGAUGUUGUGCCCACUGUGACUUUUAAAAACCUACCCUAACCAGAAACCGUGGAUAGAUGGCACCACCACAUUCAACCAUGGCAAGGUGACUGGGAAUAUGGCAGAAUACAAACAGUGUAGCUACUCACUCCGCAAGGCAAUUAUACUGGCAAAACAUCAGUAUAGAGACAAAGUGGAGUCGCAAUUCAACGGCUCAGAAAAAAGACGAAUGUGGCAGGGUCUACAGGCAAUCACGGACUACAAAAGGAUAUCAGCUACGUCGCCAACACCGACGUCUCGCUUCCAGACAAGCUAAACACCUUCGCCCGCUUUGAGGAUAACACAGUGCCACUGACGAGGCCCACUACCAAGGACUGUGGCCUCUCCUUCUCCAUGGCCGACGUGAUUAAGACAUUUAAGCAUGUUAACCCCCGCAAGGCUGCCGGCCCAGACGGCAUCCCUAGCCGCGUCCUCAGAGCAUGCGCAGACCAGCUGGCUGGUGUGUUUAUGGACAUAUUCAAUCUCUCCCUUUCCCAGUCUGCUGUUCCCACAUGCUUCAAGAUGGCCACCAUUGUUCCUGUACCCAAGAAAGCAAAGGUAACUGAACUAAAUGACUAUUGCCCUGUAGCACUCACCUCUGUCAUCAUGAAGUACUUUGAGAGACUAGUCAAGGAUCAUAUUACCUCUACCUUACCUCAGCCUAGACCCACUUAAAUUUGCUUACUGCCCCAAUAGAUCCACAGAAGAUGCAAUCGCCAUCACACUGCCCUAUCCCAUCUGGACAAGAGGAAUACCUAUGUAAGAAUGCUGUUCAUUGACUAUAGCUCAGCAUUCAACACCAUAGUACCCUCCAAGCUCAUCAUUAAGCUCGAGGCCCUGGGUCCGAACCCGCCCUGUGCAACUGGGUCCUGGACUUCCUGACGGGCCGCCCCCAGGUGGUGAAGGUAGGAAACAACAUCUCCACUUCGCUGAUCCUCAACACUGGGGCCCCAAAAGUGUGCGUGCUCACCUAUACUCCCUGUUCACCCAUGACUGCGUGGCCAAGCAUGCCUCCAACUCAAUGAUCAAGUUUGCAGACGACACAACAGUAGUAGGCUUGAUUACCAACAAUGACGAGACCGCCUACAGGGAGGAGGUGAGGGCUCUGGGAGUGUGGUGCCAGGAAAAUAACCUCUCACUCAACAUCAUCAAAACAAAGGAGAUGAUUGUGGACUUCAGGAAACGGCAGAUGGUGCACCCCCUUAUCCACAUCGACGGGACCGCAGUGAAGAAGGUGGAAAGCUUCAAGUUCCUUGGCGUACACAUCACCAACAAACUGAAAUGGUCCACCCACGCAGACAGUGUGGUGAAGAAGGCGCAACAGAGCCUCUUCAACCUCAGGAGGCUGAAGAAAUUCGGUUUAGCACCUAAAACCCUCACAAGCUUUUACAGAUGCACAAUUGAGACCAUCCUGUCAGGCUGUAUCACCGCCUGGUACGGCAACUGCACCGCCCGCAACCGCAGGGCUCUCCAGAGGGUGGUGUGGUCUUUCGAACGCAUUACCGUGGGCAAACUACCCACCCUCCAGGACACAUACAGCGCCCGAUGUCACAGGAAGGCCAAAAAGAUCAUCAAGGACAUCAAAUCAAAUCAAAUCAAAUUGUAUUGGUCACAUGCGCCGAAUACAACAGGUGCAGACAUUACAGUGAAAUGCUUGCUUACAGCCCUUAACCAACAGUGCAUUUAUUUUUAACAAAAAAAGUAAAAAUAAAACAACAACAAAAAAAGUGUUGAGAAAAAAAAGAACAGAAGUAAAAUAAAAUAACAGUAGGGAGGCUAUAUAUACAGGGGGGUACCGUUGCAGAGUCAAUGUGCGGGGGCACCGGCUAGUUGAGGUAGUUGAGGUAAUAUGUACAUGUGGGUAGAGUUAAAGUGACUAUGCAUAAAUAAUUAACAGAGUAGCAGCAGCGUAAAAAGGAUGGGGUGGGGGGGCAGUGCAAAUAGUCCGGGUAGCUAUGAUUAGCUGUUCAGGAGUCUUAUGGCUUUGGGGUAGAAGCUGUUGAGAAGUCUUUUGGACCUAGACUUGGCACUCUGGUACCGCUUGCCGUGCGGUAGCAGAGAGAACAGUCUAUGACUAGGGUGGCUGGAGUCUUUGACAAUUUUGAGGGCCUUCCUCUGACACCGCCUGGUAUAGAGGUCCUGGAUGGCAGGAAGCUUGGCCCCAGUGAUGUACUGGGCCGUACGCACUACCCUCUGUAGUGCCUUGCGGUCGGAGGCCAAGCAGUUGCCAUACCAGGCGGUGAUGCAACCAGUCAGGAUGCUCUCGAUGGUGCAGCUGUAGAAUUUUUUGAGGAUCUGAGGACCCAUGCCAAAUCUUUUCAGUCUCCUGAGGGGGAAUAGGCUUUGUCGUGCCCUCUUCACGACUGUCUUGGUGUGUUUGGACCAUGAUAGUUCGUUGGUGAUGUGGACACCAAGGAACUUGAAGCUCUCAACCUGUUCCACUACAGCCCCGUCGAUGAGAAUGGGGGCGUGCUCAGUCCUCUUUUUUUCAACCACCCAAGCCACUGCCUGUUCAUCCCGCUAUCAUCCAGAAGGCGAGGUCAGUACAGGUGCAUCAAAGCUGGGACCGAGAAAAUGAAAAACAGCUUCUAUCUCAAGGCCAUCAGACUGUUAAAUAGCCAUCACAAGCACAUUAGAGGCUGCUGCUGACAAUUGAAAUCACUGGCCAAUUUAAGAAAUGGAACACUAGUCACUUUAAUAAUGUUUACAUAUCUUGCACUACUCAUCUCAUAUGUAUAUACUGCAUUCUAUUCUAUAAUAUUCUACUGUAUCUUAGUCCAUGCCGCUCUGUCAUUGCUUGUCCAUAUCUGUAUAUAUUCUUAAAUCCCAUUACUUACUAGUUUUGUGUGUAUUGGGUAUAUGUUGUGAAAUUGUUAGAUAUUACUUGUUAGAUAUUACUGCACUGUUGGAGCUAGAAGCACAAGCAUUUCACUACACCCGCUAUAACAUCUGCUAAGCACGUGUAUGUGACAAAUAACAUUUGAUUUGAUUUGAUGAAUUAAAUAUUUUGUCUAGCAGACAUGAUAUAUAUGUGUGUGUGUGUGUGCAUGCUCAUGUCUGUCUGAGUGGUUAGAGUGUGUGUAUGUGGGCUGAGAAUAAAGGGUAUAUGAUUUCGUAAUGGAUGUUCUGGAUUAAUAAUGUGAUAAGUGCCCCUGUCAUUGUUUUAGAUGGCCGUUCUUUAGAGCAGUACCUGCCUUUUUAUGAUCAUCCUUUAUUUGUGGUUUGCAUUGAGUAUGACAUGAAUGUGCUAAUGCUGUUUCUCUCCUCAGCUGAGAGGUCUUUUGUCCUUAAUUGCGCCCAAAGUGUUCACAUGUACCAUAGCUGCCUUGGUAGACUGGGAUACACACCCGCACGCAUCUCACACAUCCACCCACCCCCACACACGAUCAACCUCACUGCAGUAAGUCAGAACUCCUUAAAGUGCAACUGAAUUCAAAAAAAUAUUUUCUCUGGUUGAAAACGGCCUAUCUGGCAUCUAUAUUACUCAAACAUUUAUUCCAGUGCCAAAAUGAAAUAAAAAGUCUAAGUAAGAUAAUUUGGGUCAUAAAGUCAGUAUAUUCCAAAACAGAGUUUUGUGAGAUUUGUGUAACUGAGGUCGCCAUGACUUAAAUGAGGGUUAGGUUUUGAUUUAAAUCCUGCCCACACGGGACAACUGCCUGGCACAGUCUAAUCAUGGCUGGCAGUAAUCAAAUCAUCCUGAUCACAGCUGCCCGGUGUGCUGCAGUGCAAGCUAUCCAAUUGCUCACCAGAAUCAACCUACAACCCGCCCAUUUAUUUACAGACAGCCUGGAGCGCCUCGGAUUUAUUUAGACAACAAUAUAUACAAGACAUCGUCGCAAAUGUUAUGUUGAAAGAACAAUAGUUUUUUUCUAAACAGCUUGGGUUUUCUCCAACUCAAACAUCAUCACACUCAUGAGCUAACGUUGGCAUGACACACAACUUUCCAUUCAAAGAUGGCUACAUUUAGAAAGCAGGAAAUGCAGUACGCGCAAAGCAUGGGAUUCCCUGACCAAUCACGUUCACACUGUCAAGAGGGACAAAAAAACAUUACUGCUGGGAUAUGAUAUAGCAAACAUAACACACCCACAUCGAACCAUACCCCCAAGACACAAAUCUAGUUCUUGUUAAUGAGCACCGGAAAAGCCCAGGUGGAAUCUAUAAAUUCGGCCCCUCUUUAAUGUGGUAGAUAUAGAUGAUGGUUAAAAUGAUUGCGGUAAGAUAUGGUCAAAUACAUCACCCUACUUGUCUCUUAUUUAUGUGGUCAAAACUUAUUGAAAGCAACAAGAUUUCUACACACCCGUUUUUUAUGCCAACCUUGUGAACAACUUUAGCAGGAAGCAGAAAGACUGGUGUUGACAGAGGCCAGUAACAGUCUCUCUGAGGGUGGUAGGAUGUGUUAAAAGGGAAUGCUCAGUGGAGACAUCAACAUGCUAGCACACUGUGCAGGUGAAGUAGUGAUGGCUAGUGCACUCCAGAGGACCUUUGACUUUGUACUACCCACCACCAAAGAGCCUUACAGGGGAUUCUGGAAGUGAAGUGUAGCUCAGUCUAAAGGCUUCUUUGCAACUGCACCACAGGGAGACCCAGGGAAGACUCAGACCUGUAGGAGGCAGGCAUUGAUGGGAAUGGUAGUGGUUUGAAACACUACAGAUAAUUGUCUAUGUAGAAUAUAUUAUGAAGAAUAAUCAGGUGAGCCAAUGCAAGCCAUGUGCCAGUAUAUAGAUAUAUCCUUCUUCCAAAUCUCACCUGCUGUUUCACGAUGAUCCAAACCCUCUGAAAUUGAAGUGGGAUCCAGCCUCUCUCUAUGCCCUUCCCGUUGUCCAACUCAAUAAGCUGAGCCAUGGCAAGGCAACAGAGCAAAGCCAUAGGGAGAGCAGAUUAGCCUUGCUUUGUCCCUUCCAACUUGGCUCACACCACCCUAACCUCCAUUCUCAUUUUUAAAAAAGCCAAUAGCCAUGGCUUAAGUCUCUCUCUCUCUCUCUCUCUCUCUCUCUCUCUCUCUCUCUCUCUCUCUCUCUCUCUCUCUCUGUCUCUCGCUCUGUCUGUCUCUCUCUCUCUGUCGCUCUCUCUCUGUCUGUCUGUCUGUCUGUCUGUCUGUCUGUCUGUCUCUGUCUCUGUCUCUCUGUCUCUCUGUCUCUCUGUCUCUCUCGCUCUUUCUCUUUCUCUUUCUCUUUCUCUUUCUCUUUCUCUUUGUCUCUGUCUGUCUCUGUGUGUGUAUAAUUCUGCCUUUUGGAUGGCUUAGUCACUGGGAGAGCCACUUGGAUAAAGAAUAAAGCAGAGUGGGGUGGAAGAAAUCAGAGGUUUAGUUUAAUAAGUCCUGUCAAUGGUGUUCUGCCUGUAAACAAAUAGGGGUGACAGAUGACAGAGUGUCGAAGCUUGGGCCUGUCUCUCAGGCACACCACCUGUCCUGGACGGUUAGUCCUCAAGGAAAUGUGCCUCUCAGAGAGAUGCCAGAGAGUGCAGGACCUGCCAGCUCUCAUUAGCAUAUUGCUCACAGUGUUUCUUUUUGGGGGGGAUUAUGUGCAGUCAUUAGUCAUGAUUUUCUCUCCUGUCUCUUCACCCCACUCUGUCAAUUGCCAAAUCUCCGCAGGGGAAUUAUGAAUUAUGUUUGUUUCACUAAGUGAAGUGCUGGUUGGCUGUAGUAGUGAUUAUUUUUUUUGUUCAUCUCCAGAGAGGCAUGCUCCAUGUGUUCCAGUAGAAUUCAAAUUUGUUUGGAGUAUAGCAGGGGACCGAGUACCAACAACAACUUUGCUGUAAAAUCUGUUUGGAGACUAACAGGCAGCUGAGUUUGUUUGUUAACAUCAUCCAUACACUACUUUACUCACAACCUCAACAUAAUGUAGGCUAGCUGAUUUGGUUCUGAGUGGCAUGAUUUAUUCCUAUACAUACAGCUGACCUUUAAAUAUGUCUCCUGUUCUGUAUCUUCAAGCAACAGGACAUGGACAUGUUCCUGCUGCUAUUCAGUGUGGUGUUUAAUUGUUAUGAAAUGCAAUACAUGUUUUUUCUGUCCCAAGCCUCACACAAUACAUAUUUUCUUUAAUCCUGUGUUUGGGAGGGCUGCAGGCUAUUGAGGCUCUGAAAAUGAGGAAAGAAACAUGACAGGUCCCUAAUCCCAUGGCUCAGAUUAAAAAUGGAAGCCUUUAUCAAUACAGAACUAUAUAACAGGUCUCUGCAAAGAUUUCAGCUGGGGAGUUUUGCGCUGUGGCGCUAAGAGGAUUUCAGAGGGAGACUCCAUUGGUACGGACACGUUUUUAAUGUGCUUGUUCAAAAAAUUUGCUGCAUUUGAAUUGUGGUUGCUAUGCUUGUGUAACUAUAGUUUAUACUAUGUGUUAUUGUGUCAGGGUAACUGUUACCUCAGAGUUUUCCUCCUCCAGUACCCCCAACAUUACAUAUUUGUGUUGUGGCCCCGGACAAGGACACCUGAUUCUAAUUUUAAACUAAUCAUCAAGCCCUUGACAAGUUGAAUCAGGUGAGUUUGUUCGGGCUAUAACAAAAAUGUGUGCUGUUGCGGGUACUGGAGGACCGGAGUUGGGAGACAGUGCUGUACAUAGAGUAUAAUUUUGAAGCAGGUCUGAUGUGAAGCUUGUUAGUGGGGAUGAUGAUGAUGUGCUAGCCCAGGGUUUCCCAACCCCUGUCCUUAGGGCACACCUGAUGAACUGGCACACCUGAUUAAAUUAGUCAACUAAUCCACAAGCCAUUGAUUAAUUGAAUCAGAUGUGCCAGUUUAGGGUUAAACCAAAAAUGUUAAACAUCUGUGGGAGCCCGAGGAGAGGGUUGGGAAACCCUACUCUAGCUAAGUUUUUUUGUUUGUUAGCAGUAUUAGGCCUCACACACAACAGAAUCCCUUAAGUGAGUCUUGGAAGGCUGCCUAUUUAAUCUGUGAUGCACUUUCAAUAUUCAAGCAGAGAGCAAGAGGACGGGGAGAACAUAACCACAUUAGGCACACACUGAUUAGGGCAGAGUGUCAGGCCUCCUAAAAGCCUAAUGUAUUUUUACCACACUUGAAAAACGAUUGAUUAGUACUACCAGACAGCUGUGUGUGUGUGGUAAAUAUUUGAUCCGGUCCCAUUCCACUCUCCCUUAAAGACAACAUUUUGUUAAGAUCUCUCAACUUCAGUUAGCACACUCUAAGCACUCCAAGGACUGAGCACCAGAGGUCCUGUAUAUGUUCUCGGUACAUUGUUUCUUUCUCCAAAGAACACUUGAUCCAGACAGUAAAUUACUUACUGGCUGUUUUUUAUUUAAAUAACACUUGAUCCAGACAGUAAAAUCACUUACUGGCUGUUGCAUUAUUUAAAUAACACUUGAUGCAGAUAGUAACCUCGCUUACUGGCUGUUUCUUUAUUUAAAUAACACUUGAUCCAGACAGUAACCUCCCUUACUGGCUGUUUCUUACCCCCAUGCAGGGCUGAAGGUGCGUGAGGUGUUGAUCAACGUGUCCCGUCAGCAGGUGGAGGACUUUCACGGCCCAGAGGACUACUGGUGUCUGUGUGUGGCCUGGAGCCACCUGGGCACCUCCAAGAGCCGGAAGGCCACUGUCCACAUCGCAUGUGAGUCGCCUACUACAGUACUGUAUCACCCAUAGCAGUUUUUCCCAAUCCUAGUCCUGGGGACCCAAAGGUGUGCACAUUUUAGUUUUUGCCCUAGCACUUAGAUUAUUGAUUCAACUAAUCAACUCAUCAUCAAGCCUUUAGUUUAAUCAGGUGUGUUAGUGCUAGAGCAAAAAUGAAAAUGUGCACCCUUUCUUUUUGGUCCCCAGGUCCAUGAAACACUGACCCAUAGAACUAGAAUGAGUAGAACGGACGUCUCCGUUCAGUUAAAUUAUGCCAUUAUGGGUGGACUGGUGUCAUUUUGAGUGUCCCCAUGAGUUUACCAGUCAAAUUGCCAUGGUCGGAGACUGAGGUUCUAAGCCUGUUCUACUCAUAUUUAUAAAGCACCACAGUCUCACAUUAUGGCUAAUGGCCAAAACUGCACUGCAGGAGUAGAUGGAUAGAAAGCAGACGUGCUACUUAGCAAAAUAAUUAUCCCCCAUGACAUAUACUUUUAAGUUUAAUGGGCAUAUUAUAUUAUAUAUGAAUAUGUACUCAUCAGCCUGUGUAGUCUGUCCUCCAAAUGACCUUGGCAACCUGCAGAUAGAUGGAGCUGGGUUGGAAGAAAGGAAAGGAGACCACCUCCUGGUUCAUUCAUACCCGUUCCUCACUCCCAAGGUUGAUGUCUUGUCCAAACCAAAUGCAGGGAGAGUGGCAGUGGCAAGUGGUGUUAGUGAUGGGGAGAUUGAGGGCAGGCUGGGCAUUGGGUGGACUGACAGCAGGGUGUUAUCUCCCUACACAGACCUGAGGAAGAACUUUGAGCAGGACCCCCAGGGGAAGGAAGCUCCAAUCAAAGGGAUGAUCGUGCUGCACUGCCGCCCCCCAGAGGGAGUGCCAGCAGCAGAGGUAAGAACCCAGCUUCCCAGCCCUUAACACUUACGACCCCUCCAACAGUGUGGGAGCCUCUCUGUGUAGGGAAACAGCUUACCUUACACUCCAGGCUGUUGAGAGGCUCUAGAAUGGAGCAUUUCAACUCUUAUAAAGCAGGGGGGAAACUAUAUUUAUUCCCAACUGUGUAGUGUCAGCGGUAGGCAUGCACUACACACUGUGAUGUUUUUAUGAUGACAGUGUUGUUGUUGUUGGAUGCACAGUUAAAAAGAAAAGUACAUACAGUAUUAUUGAAAUGCAGUGUCUAUAGUUAAUCAAUAUGAACUAUAGCUCUGUGGUGCAUGUGUGGGUUUAAGUGGAUUUUUUGAGUUAUGAAUGAUUCAGCGUGGAAAGGAUGGUGGGGUGAUGCUAGCCUGGUUUGCGUCCCAAAUGGCACCCUAUUCGCCAUGUAGUGCACUACUUUCAAUCAGAGCCUGAUGGUCAAAAGUAGUGAACUGUAUGGAAUAGGGUGCCAUUUGGGACGCAAACCAGGCUGAGAACAGCCCAGAGUCUCCCCUCCAGUCCUUUGUCAACAUAAAUGAACCCAGCCAGAAGUGAAUACUGUGUAACACAGAGCAGGCGUUCACAGCUCAGACCAUUCCAUUGUACAGUACCCACCUCUUCAUGAAAUAUUGAGAUUGCAAGUGUAGUGUGAGGUUUUUGGGAGCCUUUUUUCAGCAGGCUGGCUGGCUGGCUGUGGGAUGGAUGCUGCUCCCGCUCACUCCACUCCCAGCUGUAAUAGAAUGUGAGUUGGUGGUUUUGAUGCAGUGUAAACAUCCUUCUGGAGGAACGUGUUCGGAAACUCCUUCGGUCAGCAAUGAUGUUGAGGCGAGCUUAUAGCUCGGAAUUGGAUACAUUUUGCAUCAUUGUGGCUGAGACCGCUUAUAUAAGCCUGCGCCUAGCACUUUGGGAGAGGCUGAGAUUGUCUCCUAGCUCAGUUCUCUGGCACACUACUUGCAUAAGGGAAAUGUGACACUGGAGUUACUGCUCUGCUCUCAACUUGGCUCUCCAUUUCACUUCUCUCAAUUUUUUCAGGCACACAUUUUCAAGUGAGGCUUUUAAGUGAGUUGCUUUGAAAACACACUCCAUUUUGGCAUUUAAUUCGCAUUCAAAUCAGAUAUAUAUGGACAUUGCAAAUGUGCUGAAGCAAAGCGCAAGAAAAUACUCUUCAUUUUACAUUAAAGAUUAAGUGUAAGAUGUUGUUUAUAAUUUUCACUUCAUAAGGUGUUUCAUUAAAAUAUGAAUCCAACUUCAGUCAUUCAGGUAACCAAGCACAUUAGGAAUAGGAGAAGUAUACAAUUAUAUAUUCCUAUCCACCACAAGGAUAAUAAUACAUAGCCUACUCGUACCAAUUUUUAUUUUGUUUGAUCUGCCAUUAUCUUUUGCAUUUUAGCACCGAAGCAGCGGUUAGUGAAGUUAACUAAAGUCAAAAAUGUGUGGGUAUAAUUGACUUGGGUUUCAUAUUUUUUCAUCAUAACACAUUUACUCUUGUAUUAAAGAAGUAAUUAAUAUUUGAAUGAGGAGUGUGAAUAUGGGUUACAUUUGGACUGGAGCCAACGUCAGAGAGCCUUGCAUAAUGAGCCCAUUCUAGGAUAAUCUGAAAGGAAAGUGUGAAAUGAACAGCCAAACUAUAAACCACCACACUUAAUUUAUGGAAAUAAAAUGAAAGAUCUUAAUGUGAAAUGAAAUGUAUUGAACUCUCUCAGAAAUGGGAACCCAGGCCAUGACACACAUACUGAACAAUUUCAGGCCCGCGUCCCAAGUGGCACCCUAAUCCCUAGUGUACUACUUUUGACCAGGGCCCAUGGUGCACUAUAUAAGGAAUAGGGUAUCAUUUGGGACGCACAAGGUGAUAAUUCCAAGUGUUUCAAAUGUAAUUAAUCACAAAUGGGAGAAAAAAAUCCAAUUUUAAAUCACAGAGAAAAGAACACUGGCGUGCUGCUGUGUGAUUAUUUGUACUACAUGCUACCUCCAUUACUGCUUUUGACUAACUUAGCCAAUUGAAGUGAAACUCAACAAAACCCACUAAACACAGCUUGUUAAACUCCUAGUUAAGUUCCAUUGUGGCAAAUAAGAAAGAUAUUACAUUCCACAUGUAAUUGCCUUCCUUUCAUGUUAGUUUCUUCCAAAAUGCACAGACUUUACUAUUGACAUCAGAGUCAUUUUAAAUGGGUGAUGCUAUUGAUUUACUGUAACUAAUUUCAGAUUUACUGAAACUAAUUUCAGUGAAUAUGCUACUUUUUGGGCAUAUAAAGAAUAGAAUGUUAGCCAGCUUGAUGUGGAGUAUUUGUUGUACUCUGUUGAAUUCAUGUUUUGGGAAAGGUGCUCUAUACUCCUACUUAGCUAUACAAAACCAUUACACAUUCAGCCUUAUGUGCUCACUUCGAGGCAAGCAACACUGAACCAUGCAUGAGAGCACCAGCUGUUCCCGCCAACUUUGAUCUCGCUCUCCGAUGUCUAAAUGACAAUCGCCCCGUAGCACACACAUCUGUAGCCAUGAAAUGCUUUUAAAUGCUGGCCAUGGCACACAUCAACAACAUCAUCCCAGACACCCUGGACCCACUACAAUUCACAUACCACCCCAACAGCUCCACAAUGACGCAAUCUCUAUUGCAUUCCACACAGCCCUCUCCCACCUGGACAAGAGGAACACCUAUGUGAGAAUGCUGUUCAUUGAUUACAGCUCAGCUUUCAACACCAUAGUGCCCUCCAAGCUCAUCACUAAGCUCAGGACCCUGGGACUGAACACCUCCAUCUGCAACUGGAUCUUAGACCUCUAUACCAGGCUGUGUCAGAGGAAUGCUCUAAAAAUUGUCAGACUCCAGCCACCUAAGUCAUAGAAUGUUCUCUCUGCUACCGCACGGCAAAUGGUACCGAUGCACCAAGUCUGGAACCAACAGGACCCUGAACAGCUUCAACCCCCAAGCCAUAAGACUGUAAAUAGAUAACCAAAUAGAUACAGGCACUAUCUGCAUCGAUCCUUUUUGCACUAACUCUUUUGACUCAUCACUUACGCUACUGUUCAUUGUCUAUCCUGUUGCCUAGUCACUUUACCCCUACCUAUAUGUACACUACAUGACUAAAAGUAUGUGGACACCUGCUCUUCGAACAUCUCAUUCCAAAAUCAUGGGCAUUAAUAUGGAAUUGGUCCUCCCUUUGCUGCUAUAACAGCCUCCACUCUUCUGGGAAGGCUUUCCACUAGAUAUUGGAACAUUGCUGCGGGGACUUGCUGCUGUUAAGCCACAAGCAUUAGUGAAGUCAGGCACUGAUGUUGGGUGAUUAGGCCUGGCUCACAGUCGCCAUUUCAAUUAAUCCCAAAGGUGUUUGAUGGGGUUGAGGUCGCGGCACUGUGCAGGCCAGUCAAGUUCUUCCACACCGAUCUCAACAAACCGUUUCUGUAUGGACCUCGCUUUGUGCAUGGGGGCAUUGUCAUGCUGAAACAGGAAAGGGCCUUUGACGAACUGACUUGUUAAUAAGGUGGCAUCCUAUGAGGGUGCCAUGUUGAAAGUUACUGAGCUCUUCAGUAAAGCCAUUCUACUGCCAAUGUUUGUCUAUGGAGAUUGCAUGGCUGUGUGCUCGAUUUUUAUACACCUGUCAGCAACGGGUGUGGCUGAAAUAGCCGAAUCCACUAAUUUGAAGGGGUGUCCACAUUCCCCUAUCUUUUUUUUAUUAGCCUCUUGUGUAGCAAACCCAUUAGCGGUGGAGAUAGCUCUGACACAGCCCUCCGCUCCCCUGUCUGUAUGUAUACAUGCAAAGUUCAAAGCCUUUGGUUUGGCUCAAUCUGUGUGUGUGUGCAGGUGCGUCUUCGUGCAUGUGUGUGUACAUCUCUGUUCGUACACCUCAGGGUGGAUUACUAACACACUUGACGUUGGCUACUGACUCGGUGUUCAGUGGGGCUCCAUGGCAUCAACCAGUCCCUGGGUCUUGUCUGUUAGUUGUUUAAUCCAUGUAAUUGUCUUGAUGAGAUACACAGGAAUGAAAAAAGUUAUCCCACCCACACUGUCACAGGCUCCACAACGUGCAUCUAUAGGCCUUCCAUGGCUCCUCAGCACAGCUGGCUGAAGGGGAGCACUACUAACUGUUUGCGCCCCAGAUGGCACUGUAUUGCCUAUGUAGUGCACUACUUUUGACUAUGCCAUAGGACUCUGGUCAAAAGCAGUGCACCAUAUAGGAAAUAUGGUGCCGUUUGGACGCAACCUGUGAUUCGCUCAGAGAAUCAGCCAUGACACGAUGUGUCAGCAUAUCUAUGCUUUUACCUGUUGCAGCUACAGUAGAGUAGGAAAGGACAAAGACAGCCAUACAGUAGAGUAGGAAGGGACAAAGACAGCCAUACAGUAGAAUAGGAAGGGACAAAGACAGCCAUACAGUAGAGUAGGAAGGGACAAAGACAGCCAUACAGUAGAGUAGGAAGGGACAAAGACAGCCAUACAGUAGAGUAGGAAGGGACAAAGACAGCCAUACAGUAGAGUAGGAAGGGACAAAGACAGCCAUACAGUAGAGUAGGAAGGGACAAAGACAGCCAUACAGUAGAGUAGGAAGGGACAAAGACAGCCAUACAGUAGAGCUUCUGAAUGUCACCCAGAAAAGAAAAGCUGCACACUCUCAUGGCCCCAAUGCAAUACAUUUAAUAUAACAUUUCCACAGCUAUGCUGCCGAGUGUCACCCAGCUAUAUGUCUCAGAUUUUAUUUGUAUCUUUAUUCGGCAUGAUGACAGCUGAUCUACCUGGGGUCCAAACACAUAACAAAAAUACAUUACAGACAUAAGACUUUACUGUCACCCACCCACCCAGGUCUCAGUUUCCUCUCCGCUCCGCUCCAGGAGAACAGACGUCCUCCCGGGUUCCCACAGACACACAUGGCCUAGCCCUGGAACCCGGUUCUCUGUCAAGCCUGUGACACUGAUGGCCGCCUCCUAAUUGAAACAAAUGUGCCAAUUAGGCAAUUCAUCUCUCACAUCCUCCGCCACCCACUUACAGGGCUAAUUUGUAUUUGUCCCCGUCACACUCAUUCUUUUUUUUCUUCUCCUUCCGUUUCUGCCGGGUGGAUCUUUUCAUCAUUACCCUAAGGCUGUUAGCAGCGGCAGGCGACAGCCCGGGAAUGUAGAGCAGGUCCUACAGCUCAUUGAGGGCCGGGCCGAUUGGGCCACGCAUUAAUUGCCUCUUUCAACUCGCAAAUUUCCCCUGAUGAAAUUGAAAUAAAUACAUAAAGAGGGAAACACUCCUCUGCCACCGCCACUGCCGGCUCUCUUCCAGUGACAGAUUGUUUUAAUCAUGAGACAUUAGAGUCAAUCCCCAGUCUUUUCCUCCCCUUAUCUUCAUACUUUAGUACAUUAACUGCUUGCCUCUGAUGCCAUCUUGCUAAAGGGUAUCUUUUAAUUGCGCCUUGGAAUCUGGAAACCAUUGAAGGGGAUUUACAAGUCUUGUUUAAAGUGAAGGGAAACAAGGCUUUAGCUAUUCCUAGUUCUCCUGUUUCUAGGUCAUAAAGUAUAGUACUCAUUGACGUUAGAUAGGUUGUACAUCAGGGUAGAUCUGCGGUGGAGAAUACAAUAGGCCUAUCUAUGAAAUAUGAUUGUGUAUGUGUGUGUGUAUACAUACAGUGGGGAAAAAAAGUAUUUAGUCAGCCACCAAUUGUGCAAGUUCUCCCACUUAAAAAGAUGAGAGAAGCCUGUCAUUUUCAUCAUAGGUACACGUCAACUAUGACAGACAAAAUGAGAAAAACAAAUCCAGAAAAUCACAUUGUAGGAUUUUUUAAUGAAUUUAUUUGCAAAUUAUGGUGGAAAAUAAGUAUUUGGUCAAUAACAAAAGUUUCUCAAUACUUUGUUAUAUACCCUUUGUUGGCAAUGACACAGGUCAAACGUUUUCUGUAAGUCUUCACAAGGUUUUCACACACUGUUGCUGGUAUUUUGGCCCAUUCCUCCAUGCAGAUCUCCUCUAGAGCAGUGAUGUUUUGGGGCUGUCGCUGGGCAACACAGACUUUCAACUCCCUCCAAAGAUUUUCUAUGGGGUUGAGAUCUGGAGACUGGCUAGGCCACUCCAGGACCUUGAACUGCUUCUUACGAAGCCACUCCUUCGUUGCCCGGGCGGUGUGUUUGGGAUCAUUGUCAUGCUGAAAGACCCAGCCACGUUUCAUCUUCAAUGCCCUUGCUGAUGGAAGGAAGUUUUCACUCAAAAUCUCACGAUACAUGGCCCCAUUCAUUCUUUCCUUUACACGGAUCAGUCGUCCUGGUCCCUUUGCAGAAAAACAGCCCCAAAGCAUGAUGUUUCCACCCCCAUGCUUCACAGUAGGUAUGGUGUUCUUUGGAUGCAACUCAGCAUUCUUUGUCCUCCAAACACGACGAGUUGAGUUUUUACCAAAAAGUUCUAUUUUGGUUUCAUCUGACCCAAUCCUCUUCUGGAUCAUCCAACUGCACUCUAGCAAACUUCAGACGGGCCUGGACAUGUACUGGCUUAAACAGGGGGACACGUCUGGCACUGCAGGAUUUGAGUCCCUGGCGGCGUAAUGUGUUACUGAUGGUAGGCUUUGUUACUUUGGUCCCAGCUCUCUGCAGGUCAUUCACUACGUCCCCCCGUGUGGUUCUGGGAUUUUUGCUCACCGUUCUUGUGAUCAUUUUGACCCCACAGGGUGAGAUCUUGCGUGGAGCCCCAGAUCGAGAGAGAUUAUCAGUGGUCUUGUAUGUCUUCCAUUUCUUAAUAAUUGCUCCCACAGUUGAUUUCUUCAAACCAAGCUGCUUACCUAUUGCAGAUUCAGUCUUCCCAGCCUGGUGAAGGUCUACAAUUUUGUUUCUGGUGUCCUUUGACAGCUCUUUGGUCUUGGCCAUAGUGGAGUUUGGAGUGUGACUGUUUGAGGUUGUGGACAGGUCUCUUUUAUACUGAUAACAAGUUCAAACAGGUGCCAUUAAUACAGGUAACGAGUGGAGGACAGAGGAGCCUCUUAAAGAAGAAGUUACAGGUCUGUGAGAGCCAGAAAUCUUGCUUGUUUGUAGGUGACCAAAUACUUAUUUUCCACCAUAAUUUGCAAAUAAAUUCAUUAAAGAUCCUACAAUGUGAUUUUCAGGAUUAUUUUUUCUCAUUUUGUCUGUCAUAGUUGACGUGUACCUAUGAUGGAAAUUACAGGCCUAUCUCAUCUUUUUAAGUGGGAGAACUUGCACAAUUGGUGGCUGACUAAAUACUUUUUUCCCCACUGUAUGUGCAUUCAGUGCAAUACACUGUGUGUAAAUAUUAGGAACACCUGCUCUUUCCAUGAUAUAGACUGACCAGGUGAAUCCAGUUACCUGUGUGUAUCAAGAAUGGUCCACCACCCAAUGGACAUCCAGCCAACUUGACACAACUGUGAGAAGCAUUGGCCAUUAUCCCUGUGGAAUGCUUUUGACACCUUGUAGUCCAUGUCCCGACGAAUUGAGGCUGUUCUGAGGGCAAAAGGGGGUGCAACUCAAUAUUAGGAAGGUGUUCCUAAUGUUUUGUACACUCAGUGUGUGCGCACGUUUUUGCAGUUUGAAAACACGGCAUGUGUUUGCAAUUUGAAAGCACCCUGUGAAUCCAUCAACCAGCCCUAUUCCACCGCAGUGUGAAUAUAAUUUGCAAAAGCAGCGAUGCAGUUCCAUAUAACAUGGUAGGAGCAUUGGAGCAAUAAAGUGUCACUAAGUUUGUAAUUCAUAAUUCAUUGUGUUGCUAGUAAUUGGUUAUGGUCCUCUGAACGGCUGCGGUCAUGUGGUUGGGUGAUCUGGUGUGGUUGUAUGGCUCUCUCGCUAACUCUCUCUCUGUCUCCCUCUUCUCUAUCUUGCUCUCUCUCUUCUCUCUCGUGGGCAGGUGGAGUGGCUGAAGAACGAGGAGCUGGUGAGCUCCCUGACUGAUGACAACAUUGACACCCGAGCUGACCACAAUCUCAUCAUCAACGAGGCACGACUGUCCGACUCGGGAAACUACACGUGCCUGGCCAGUAACAUCGUGGCCAAAAGACGCAGUUCCACAGCCACUGUGGUUGUUUUCGGUAAGGCCCUGGUCCCAACCCCAGCCACUAACUGACUGUGUUUGUCUGUUGUAGGGUUUAUUUCCUGGACACAGAUUAAGCCUAGUCCUAGAUUAAGAAGAUACUCCAUCGAACAUGCUUUUUAGUGUAGGACUGGACUGGGCUUAAUCUGUGUCUGGGAAACCAGUUUGUGGUGUUAACAUGGUUUCUCAGAUCAAUUUGAGUGUUUCAUGCUCCCCACACAAGUGAUUAAGAGACCCAUCUCAGUGUUUUUGUUAAGAAAGCUGUUUCCCUUUAUUUAGAUAAAUGUAUUAUUCAAAGAGUCAAUUGACUGCCUCCCCUUUGAAAUCAAUGUGUAUUUUAUGAAAGGGAAUAAAAUACUGUGUCUUAAUCUCAUUUAAAGGAGUGUUGCUUAUUAAUUACGCAUUUGCUAGAGGCCUUGGAGCAAUGUGUCGGUUCACAAAAUGUUGGAAAAAAUGUUCAUCCACAUCUCCACACAUACAAAUGACAGAGCAAACAAAUCAGCCCAAAGGGGUUGACUACUCAGUAAAAUAACCUCUCGUUCAUUUGGAUUUAAACUGCCCAACUAUGUGAAUGUGCCAUGGCCUGUUUGAAUGGAUUAGUCUUACCAAUUUUGUUCUUAGUUUUUUCUCCUUGAUUCAAAGAGCUUUGACAAUUGAAAUGGCAAUUAACAUAAGAGUAGUGCACAUUUUCCACAUUUGAUGUACUGUACAUAAUAUGCUCAAGCAUCUAGUGAUGUAACAUCAUACAGCAUUGCUAAUCAUUAAUACCUCUAAACUGUUGUCUGUAUAGUUAACUCUGUGGGAGAUUUGAUUAACUUAAAGGGCAAAUCAGCUGUUGAAAUAAUAAUAAAGUGUACGCCCCACCACUGUUUCAGUAAAAAGCUGAGGGAUGGGGCUGGAGAAAUGUAAUCAUUCUCAAAUUCAUAGACAGAGCUAUGGAUGCAAGGACUGAUCAUCCAUGAUAUAAAAAUUAUCAUUUUAACCACCGUGUUUUGAGGGUAUUUAGGGUUUGUUUACAUUUACUUUGUUUACAAACAUUGGAGUAAAAUAAGCUUAUAUUUUCAGUUCAGAUAGGGUAUGACAGUUGAACUAAGCUCAUGAGACAUUUCUAAGUCAUAUUCUAAAAGAAUCAAUGGGUACAUACACUACAUGACCAAAAGUAUGUGGACACCUGCUCGUCGAACAUCUCAUUCCAAAAUCAUGGACAUUAAUAUGGAGUUGGUCCCCCCUAUGCUGCUAUAACAGCCUCCACUCUUCUGGGAAAGCUUUCCACUAGAUGUUGGAACAUUGCUGCAGGGACUUGCUUCCAUUCAGCCACAAGCGCAUUAGUGAGAUCGGGCACUGAUGUUGAUCGAUUAGGCCUGGCUUGCAGUCGGCUUUCCAAUUAAUCCCAAAGGUGUUCGAUGGGGUAAAGGUCAGGGCUCUGUGUAGGCCAGUCAAGUUUUUCCACACUGAUCUCGUCAAACUAUUUCUGUAUGGACCUCGCUUUGUGCACGGGGGCAUUGUCAUGCUGAAACAGGAAAGGGCCUUCUCCAAACUGUUGGCACAAAGUUGGAAGCACAGAAUCAUCUAGAAUGUCAUUGUAUGCUGUAGCGUAAAGAUUUCCCUUCACUGGAACAAAGGGGCUUAGCCCGAACCAUGAAAAACCUCCCCAGACUUUACAGUUGGCACUAUGCAUUCGGGCAGGUAGCGUUCUCCUGGCAUCCGCCAAACCCAGAUCCGUCUGUCGGACUGCCAGAUGGUGAAGCGUGAUUCAUCACAACAGAGAUCCCGUUUCCACUGCUCCAGAGUCCAAUGGCGGCGAGCUUUACACCACUCCAGCCAACGCUUGGCGCAAAUUGCGUACGGUGAUCUUAGGCUUGUGUGCGGCUUCUCGGCCAUGGAAACCCAUUUCAUGAAGCUCCCGACGAACAGUUGCUUCCAGAGGCAGUUUGGAACUCGGUAGUGAGUGUUGCAACCGAGGACAGAGGAUUUUUACGUGCUAAGAGCUUCAGCACUCGGCGGUCCUGUUCUGUGAACUUGUGCUGCCUACCACUUCGCGGCGGAGCCGUUUUUGCUCCACUUCACAAUUUUAUACACCUGUCAGCAACGGGUGUGGCUGAAAUAGCUGAAUCCACUAAUUUGAAGGGGUGUCCACAUACUUAUGUGUAUAUAUAGUGUAUCAUUAAUUUGUGUCAGAAAAUGGAUGUAGCAACUGUUGAUUGCCCCUUUAAAUAAAGUUUCCCUCUCUUUAUCACCCUCUCUCCCUAACUAACCCCCCUCUCUCCCUAACUAACCCCCCUCUCUCCCUAACUCACUCCCCUCUCUCCCUAACUAACCCCCAUAUCUCCCUAACUCACCCCCAUAUCUCUCUCACCCACAUCUAUCUCUCUGUAGUGAAUGGUGGUUGGUCGCUGUGGACAGAGUGGUCUCCCUGUAACGUUCCCUGUGGUCGGGGCGUCCAGAAACGCUCCCGUACCUGUACCAACCCGGCCCCACUUAACGGAGGGGCUUUCUGCGAGGGCAUGUCUGUGCAGAAGAUCACCUGUAAUGCCCUCUGUCCA